Messenger RNA from Venturia canescens, 363 nucleotides. It is a transcript of the gene mRpS33, whose product is annotated as mitochondrial ribosomal protein S33. Gene Ontology annotation, cellular component: mitochondrion. The record is from RefSeq and is a predicted model, not a curated record. NCBI's taxonomy places the organism in Eukaryota, Metazoa, Arthropoda, Insecta, Hymenoptera, Ichneumonidae. The transcript has a single exon. The coding region runs from base 1 to 363 and encodes 120 amino acids.
AUGUCGAAAUACGUUAAUUUGGCGAAAGUCACAAGCAAUUAUGCAACGAGAAUGAAUCGUCUGAGCAAUCGUAUUUUCGGUGAAGUAGCUAGACCAACAAAUUCGAAAUCUAUGAAAGUCGUCAAAUUGUUCAGUGAAGAGCCUAUCAAUAAACGUAAGAACAUCGUUGACUAUUAUCCACGGCAUCCCGAGAUUGGAUGGUUAAUGAGAAAUUUACGUUUUUACGGUCUUUUCCGAGACGAACAUCAAGAUUGGAAAGAUGAGUUUGAAAGGUUAAGAGUUUUACGUGGCAAGCCAAAAAUAAAGAAGGGCGAUCAACUGAUUGGGAAAAAGAAAAAAAUGGCAGCUAGUGGUCAGAUUUAA